Parnassius apollo (apollo) is the source of this 1959-nucleotide messenger RNA. Lineage: Eukaryota; Metazoa; Arthropoda; Insecta; Lepidoptera; Papilionidae. The record is from the annotation of a GenBank genome assembly.
AUGCUAAUAGAAGGCUUUUGUAGGGGUUGUUUGAUUCAAUACAAUGAACCAGCCGAGUUGUUACAGUACACUGAGAAAAAUAGAAGGUUAUUUGUGUAUUCUACUGGUAUACAGGUUAAGCGCAAUGAUUUAUUUACAUUUCAGUUGUGUAAAAACUGUUAUUUCAAUAUGAAAAUAGGAUGUAAAUUUAAAAAAAUGUGCAGAAAUUCUGACAGAAAAUUCAAAAACUAUCAGGCAUUAAAAGAAGCUGGUGAAAAUGUCGAUUUUUACGCUUAUGUUAAGAAUAUUGAUAAUGAUGACUCUCUAAUGUUUAGGCUACCUAUGCUGGGUUAUAGCACACCAAGCAACAAACCCAAGGACGAUGAUAAUGAAUCAACAUGUACAAGUAUACAAAACUUUAUAAGUGACAUUAUGGCAUCGGAAGAAAUACCUGCCACGGAGGCUCGCAUCAUACGAGAGGUGAUAGAAGAAGAGGCAGAUGUCUUAGAUGACUCUUUAGACUCCCACUGGCUUCAAGAUGAUGUUUCAAUUGAUUCAAAUUUUAAGCUAGAUUUUAGUUUCAGUCCCUUUUCAACACCUAAGUAUGUAAAUAAUGAACAAUGUUACACACCAAAGAAACUACAGGAUGAAACUUCCCAUUAUGACGAUCCACAGAAGUGUUUUAAAAGUGAAGUUAAAGAUAAGAAUGUCGAGGAAGUUGUCGAAAAUUUGCUUGUACAAAAUGUAGAUGAGACUGGGCAAACAUGUACAAUAGACAAAAAUUUAGAAAAUGCCUUACAAAAUGAGGGAAACAAAAAUGUCUUUUUAGAAGAUCUACUCGUAACGCCUCCUUUAUAUCCAAAUGUAUCAGGACCACCAACACCUCUAAUAACAAACAUAUUGUUUGGCGAUAAAUUAGAUAGUGACUCAGACGAUUCAAGUAUGCAUAAAGUGGGGCAAUGCAUUGAAAAAUUUGAAACUGUGCAAGGUGAUACAGAUAUUUUCGAAGAAUUUUUCACAAAAACCACAAAAGAUUUUACGAUAGAAAUAAAAGAAAUUAAGGAAAAUGAAGAACCCGAAUUGAGGGAAGAAUUAGUAAAGAAUGUAAACAAUGAAAAUGAACAUAAUAUAACAAAUAUAACAGAAAACAAGAAUAGUGUAAAAGACGCUUCAUCAGUUGAAAAAUUAUUAAACAUUACAAAUUUUUACUGUAAAAUGUGUGAUAAAAAAUUUAAAAAUCUUGUUGGGCUGAAAGUGCAUUGUAUGAGAAUGCACAAAUUAAAAAUUGAACGGAAAAAUCCAUAUACGCGCAAAAUUCGAAUAUGCGACCAUUGUGGAAAAUCAUAUAUUAACAUAGCAGAUUUUCUGAAACAUAUCGCAAAUCACAAUAAACCUCAAACCCGACAUGUAUGUAAAAAUUGCUCAUUAGAAUUUAGCUCCGAAUCUAAACUUAAGGUGCAUAUGUCGACACAUAAUAUGAAAUUGCACCCGGAACCUGCUGACCCUAGCAAAAAGAAAUUCGUCUGCUCGAUAUGUGGCUUCGCAAAUUCUUCGAUCGCUAAUUUACAAGCACAUGAAAGGCGACAUUCGCAAAGCUAUUCAUUCCAUUGUGAAGAAUGUGGGAAAGGGUUCUACAGGAAGACUGAUCUAACUACGCAUUUGCGGCAUCACACCGGUGAGAAACCAUUUCAAUGUAAAUAUUGCUCGCAUCGUUUUGCGAGACGGGAUGUCCUCAGUGCACAUAUGAAAUCUCAUACCGAUCAAAAACCAUUUCAAUGUCAAUAUUGUGAACAACGUUACGCGAAGAGAUAUGAAUUUAAAAUGCAUUUUCAAAAUGUUAAAACAUGUAUAGAAAAGCGUAAUAAGUUGGUAUUAGAAGGAAAGGUAACUGCCAAUAGUGUGUCGGUAUAUUACGCGAGCGUAGUAGGUACAGGUAUAUUAUUAGAUGAUUUGCUAAAUGAAUCAAAUGUACAAACUUAA